AUGACUUCUAGCGAUGAAAAGGACAAGGAUUUACCGUCUCCAGAAGGAUCGCUUGCUCCAAUGAUAAACAUUAAUUUCGAGAAACGCUCGCAGGAAGAUAAAAAGACGCUACCGGCAGCGCCCCCUCCAAAGUCGAAAAAGGAUUCGGAUGAGCAUGACGCUUCGCCACCGAAGUCUACUGAUUCUAACUCCUCUUCGAAGACACCGCCAUUGCCGUCUCAGAUUAAUCUGACUCUGCCAAGCUCACCAUCACCUAAAGAAUCACCUUCCAAGAAAUCACCACCACCGCCUCCGCCACCGAUACCGUCACCAUCGCCUCCACGGGCAACGCCACCGGCUCGUUCAUCGGCAAAGCAAUCGCCUCAUUCACCACCACCUCCACCCUUACACUUGCAACUUCCCACCUCUUCGCCACCGCCACCGCCGCCUUCAUUGUUGAGUAACAGGGGAAAUCUCUCUCCCGGUCCCCCUGAACAGUCAGCGUCAUCAGCAGAUUCACACGACAGGUCUUCUGUGAAUGUUAGUGUCAUUUUUCCCUCGCUUGCUCAAAGCGUCCCACCGCCACAUACGCAGGUUGGAGGGGGUAUUGAAUCUGGUUCUAAUCAUCCUUCACCUCCCCACUCACAAGGGCUUAACGCUGGCUCAAAUACAAGACCAAAUGUUUCUUCUGACGACUCAGUGCCGUCAACGUCAGGAGGUGAAGGUGGCAGUGGCGGCGACGGUAAUGCCGCAAAAUAUGUGGGUAUUGCAUUCGCUGGAGUCUGUAUCGUUGUCUUCGUUGGUUUAUGUUUUUGGUCGCGAAAAUAA
Molecule: messenger RNA, 807 nt
Organism: Neltuma alba
Lineage: Eukaryota; Viridiplantae; Streptophyta; Magnoliopsida; Fabales; Fabaceae
Product: formin-like protein 3
Exons: 1
Coding region: 1-807 (268 amino acids)
Source: RefSeq, a predicted model, not a curated record